Molecule: messenger RNA, 809 nt
Organism: Clarias gariepinus (North African catfish)
Lineage: Eukaryota; Metazoa; Chordata; Actinopteri; Siluriformes; Clariidae
Product: T-cell ecto-ADP-ribosyltransferase 1-like
Exons: 2
Coding region: 2-745 (247 amino acids)
Molecular function (GO): NAD+-protein-arginine ADP-ribosyltransferase activity; NAD+ poly-ADP-ribosyltransferase activity
Source: RefSeq, a predicted model, not a curated record
GAUGAAGAAAGCUGUGAAGAUUUCCACCAUCGCCAUCAUCGUUUUAUUUGUUUGCUACACAGAGAGCGCAUCAGAUACUGUCUUUAAAUUGGACAUGGCACCAGAUUCUGCUGAUGAUCAAUUUAUAGGCUGUGAAGACCAAAUGUACGACCUGAUUACACAAAAGAUUUUACCCAAUGAAUUAAACUCUGAUGAAAAUUUCAAGUAUCUUUGGGACCAUUACAAAGAUGUUAAUGAUUAUUUUAAAAGAGUAAUUAAGGUGUACACAACUGAAGCAAUUCACUCACAGUUCAAUAACGCUGUGAGUUCAGGCAGAAAGAACUAUAACAGUAACUUUAACUAUAAAGCCCUUCAUUUCUUGCUCACACGUGCAAUACAAAUUUAUCAAGUGAAAACGUGUACUAAUGUGUUCCGCAGAACCGAGGUUAGCUUUGAUAAAAAUGUUCUUGGCCAUGAAAUGCGAUUUGGCAGAUUUGCAUCAACUUCACUUAAAAAAGAUAUGACUGAUUUUGGCUCAACCUCCUGUUUUAAGAUUAAGACGUGCUUUGGUGCAAAAAUAGCCCAUAUUUCUGUGACACCUGAAGAGAAAGAAGUGCUGAUCCCACCUUUUGAAAAAUUUAAAAUUGCAAAGAUUGAAAAAAAUAGAAGCAACUGCGAUGUCGUUUACACUCUACAGAGCACUGGGAAGGUUAGUAAUAUGAACUGUGAGCUAACUAAAAACUUGCAAAAAGUAGAAGUAAAGUAAAAGUGUUGAUGUUAUUACAACACCACCCACUAAUGUUGCUGCAUAAUUUAGUAACUGUUUUCUA